AGUAUUGCAUAAUCAUUGAGAAUAUCAACAAUAUAGUUUAAAUUUGUCAAUAACUUUUUGUAAACAACUACUAUAAAAAGAGCAACUGGCUUUUUGGAGAAAGCAUCUUGAGAACAAUUGUUUAAGCUGUCGCACGCCUUAUUAUUGUUAUUUUUUUUAAUUGGAUGGAGAUUUCAAAGAAAUCUUAUCAAACGAAACCUACUCGAUCAGUAUAGUAUAGUAAAACAUGUAUCUAUGUGGUGAUGUGAAUUGUCAUUGUAAUUGCUGAAAAGUAUUUUUUUGUAAUUUUUACAUAAAAUCACUUAACAUUAAGACUCAAAAUGUUCAAGUUUGAAAGAAUAAUUAUUCAAACGUGUAAAAAUAAAAAAUUCGUUAAACCAAUAUCGUUCGCAACAAAAAAAUUUACCACUGAUAAAAUACCUACUGAUACCUCGCAAAGUUCUGGCACUCAACAAAUUUUGCACGAAAAUUCACACGAAAACAAAAAUAAUAAUGAAAAAACACCAUCAAUUAGUGAUUUUGUAAAAGCAUUUGCAAAGCAGGUUAUGUAUACCAAAGAAGAAGAAUAUAAACAGCAAACAGAACAGAGUCAAUCAUUUUCUAGCUUGCUAAGGCAUUCUAAUUUGAUGCAUCUGGGAGAUCCUGAAGGCAAAAUUGUCAUAGGAAAAAUUUUUGAAGUUGUCAACAAUGAUCUGUACAUAGAUUUUGGUUGGAAAUUUCACUGUGUUUGUACUAAACCAAUAAAAAAUAAUAGUGAUUAUGUGAGAGGAGCUAAGGUGCGUUUGAGAAUAAAAGAGUUGGAGCUUUCUACAAGAUUCCUAGGAUCUACUAAAGAUAUAACUAUACUAGAAGCAGAUUGUGUACUCCUAGGCUUAGUCUCAAGUCCAACAAAAACAAUUAAGACUGUUGAUAAAUCUACUGCAACAGCAGUCUGAAGAAUGCAAUAUAUAAAUGAAAUGGAAACGUAAAAUAAGAUAGUUUUAGAUUAAUCAAUGUUCAAUAAAAAUUAAAUACAUUAAUUUUUCAAGUUUAA
This is a messenger RNA of Phymastichus coffea, 1033 nucleotides long. RefSeq names its product small ribosomal subunit protein bS1m (gene mRpS28). Gene Ontology annotation, cellular component: mitochondrial small ribosomal subunit. NCBI's taxonomy places the organism in Eukaryota, Metazoa, Arthropoda, Insecta, Hymenoptera, Eulophidae. The transcript has 3 exons. The record is from RefSeq and is a predicted model, not a curated record. Bases 321 to 935 code for a protein of 204 amino acids.